Molecule: messenger RNA, 10092 nt
Organism: Cloeon dipterum
Lineage: Eukaryota; Metazoa; Arthropoda; Insecta; Ephemeroptera; Baetidae
Exons: 15
Coding region: 186-9608 (3140 amino acids)
Biological process (GO): protein localization to ciliary inversin compartment; proteolysis
Cellular component (GO): ciliary inversin compartment
Molecular function (GO): protein binding; cysteine-type endopeptidase activity
Source: RefSeq, a predicted model, not a curated record
GUUCAGCUCGCUGCUUGUGGGUGCGCCAGCUGUGCGACGAGCGGGCCGGUGCUCGGAAUUAUCGGAAUUAUCAAUUUGCGGCAAAAAGCGGCUGGUUGCACAUCUCCCACGAUAAAACAAAAUCUUAAGGAAAUCACGAGUCCAUCGCUGUGAAGAAUGGAGUCAGUGGGCAAUCUGCUAUAAAAAUGGAUUCGGAUCGUUACUUUGCAUUCUGUUUAUUCACGGCUAGCAAGAAAUAUGCAAUUUUUCCGUCCAGCUAUUUAAAGCCGAGUCCUGGAGUGAAAGUUGCUGCACCUGGAAUAUGUUCAGUCACUCUAGGAGAGGAGUAUCAGAAUGCUGUAUUUCAAGCAAAAUGGUCCGAGAAAUUGGAAGUCGAGUCGAAAACCGGAAAAUUUCUGGAUGAAAAUUUUAAAUUUGACGCGGAUUUCGAGCAUUUAUUGGAUCAAGCGGCAGAAUAUUGCUAUUGCUUCGUCCUUGCCACUGCUUCAUCCGUAGAAGAACUGCAAAAUUUCAUUCAAAAUGAAGGACGUCACAUGAUCAAAAUUCCUGAAAUAUUGAAGCGGCAGCAUGGUUUUGUGACUGGAGGAGAAAAAGAUGAUGAACCAAAGGAAAGUCAUCGAUCUAGAAGAAAGGCAUCAAGUCCUCAAUUGGACAUCGAAGCUAAAAAUGGAAAGCGAAAGAAAACAAAAGACACAGAGCGAACCGGAAAGAAGGCAUCGAGCUCAAAGCUUGAUAAAAAGUCUAAAAAAAGAAAACGCGGAAGUGGUCACGACUCUGAUGGAAACGACGAAGACGACAGGCCAUCGUGCUCAAAAAGUCUCAAGGAGAAGUCAAACUCUUCUAAAAAAUCUCGAGCCGAUGCACACGCAGGAGAGGAAGCAGAGGCAGCUCACAAUCCCCAGAGAGGAUUGACUAGAGGCUCAAUGGAGGAAAUUCUAAACCGAGGAAAUAAAGUGGGGCGACCAGAAGGACCAGCAAGUCUAGGUUACUUUGAAAAUCCUUCAGAUAGCCUAAUUGAGAAACAAAAUGCAGACAGCGUUUUUGUGCUGGUCGUCCAUUACGACUUUAAAAAUGACCCACAAUGGAGACGAGUGGGGGAUUCGAAGGACGUGAAAAAGCUGAAAACAUUCUACAGAACUAACAGGAAUUGCAACUUCCGAGAGCUCUCUUCGCCGAGUAAAGAGGAUUUGCUAGACCUCCUCUCCGACCAGGAAAAACUCUUGCACUUUUUCAGCUCCACUGAUUCACCAGAUGUUUUUGCAAUUUUUGUUCUUUCUCAUGGCAACGAAAACGGUUUAAUUUAUACUGACACAUACUCCACUGAGGAUCGAAAUAAACUCGUCCACUUUACUACGGAUGACGUCUUUGAAUCGAUCCAGAACUUGUCAAGCUUCGACAAAUGCCUUAAACUCAUAAAUUUCGGUCCUUGCCGUGGAUUAAUGGAAGAUGCUAAAUUUGACGCCAACAAAGAGUACAACAAAUACGAGAAUAGAAACUCUUGUCGCAUUACGAUUCAUCCAGCAAUUCGUAACUUGGUUGUAUUUUAUUCGACUGUUGAAACAACCUUGGCCAACACAGAUGAAUAUGGAUCCUGGUUCGUAAGAGGAUUCUGCGUUUGUCUAAAUCAAGCGUGUGAAAAGCCACUAGUGAGAUUCUACACUGCGGUACAGAGCAAUAUCCACAAUGCGUCUCGCGCAAGAAUGAAAUUUGAAACAGGCGAACCUCUGGGUCAGACACCGGAAGUUAAGAUUUUUGCUCAAGAGAGAAACUUCGUCUUUUCAAAGCCAUUAAAAACAUCAGACCCUGAUUCACGCACGGAUGCAUUGAAGGGUAAAUCAGCUUCAAUGAUUACAUAUUCAGAAUUCUUCACUUGGAAGUCGGAUGUACAAAAAAACAUCAGGGGUCGACAAGCCUAUAUAUUUUCCAACAGCAAACAGGGAGAAGCACAUGAAAUGGAGAUGGCUCUCCGUCAGAAUUUCGACUUCAAAACCAAGACAUGUAAAUUAAGUAGAAAUGCAAUGGGUUGCUAUUUUAAAGAAGUUUCUGACUUGGAACGUGAUGUCGGCUGCGUUUUGACUUGUGUAUAUGGCCAAGUGUGUGAAAAUGAAGGAAAAGAAGCGUGCGUGCUCGUCGAUGGUAAAGAAUUUCCGGUUGCAGAUAUUUUGCACGGAUUGGUUGGCCCAAAAAAUGACAGAUUGAUCGGAAAACCAAAAGUCUUGUUCAUUGUGGAUCAAGAGGCUCAAGGAAACGACUCUAUCUCUGUGGAAGAGUGUAAAUACAGCAUCUCUGCAACAAACCACAGUGGAUGGCUCGCUUUGAUUUUGAAAGACCAAGAGGCAUCAAAGAUGCUAGUUAAAAUUUUCCAAGGCGAUGAGCUGAAACGAGGUAAAUGUCUCCAAGAUCUGCUAGUGCCGAUACUCAUCUCCAAAAAUGAAGGACAGGGUGAUAAGGUUUUGUUCAAUUCAACGCUCCAAUAUCUUCUCGACUUCCCCAAUUGGCCUAUGUCUUUCGUACAACCCUACUUUCGACUUAAAAUCGGUCUAAAAUCCCUCGCGAAAAUAAUUAGCUUUGACAAACUAAUGAGAAGAGUGACUAAAUCAGUGGAAAAACGUGAAUUUUUGCUACUAAGUUCAGAAGCGGGAGCGGGAAAGACGACUGUUCUAAAGGAAAUUGCAAGUCAUUUGGCAAAAUCCGAUUCAGAAAUCAAAGUCUUGCUCGUUUUCCUCAAGAAGCACUCGCUUUACAUAUCCAAAAUGCGUAAAAUUAAAGAGAUAGAAUUCCUCGCAGAAACUACCCACAAUACUCUUGACGAUAUAAAAAGUUGGAUCGAAAAUAAGACAGCCGUUGUCUUCUUGGACGGAUUUGACGAAAUCUGUCCAGAUCACAGGGACAAAGUUCUCAAAUUAGUUAAAGUUUUAACGGAACAGGAUAUUUCUCUUUGGAUUGGGACAAGGCCUCACGAGGCUGAGUAUAUAAAAAAUGUUGCAAAGAACGCAGUUCACGUUGGAAUUGAACCACUGAACAGAGCAAAGCAAAUCGAAUUCCUGCAGACUGUUGAGGGGAAGAGCGAGGAGGAAAGUAAGCGUUUCUUGAACAGAUUUGAAAAGAAAGGCAUUCUGAAGAAUCCUCUUCACCUUUCCUUGCUCGCACAAAACGAUGGUGAAGAAAACUUGUACCUUCUUUAUGAUCAGGUUGUACGAAAGAAAGUUGAAAUGUGUUUAGUGAGGGAAAAUGGAUACAAAGAUGUCGCAGAGGAGAAAAUUGAAAAAGCUUUGGACUUUCUUCGGUUGAUCGCAUUUCGUUUCAUGAAAGGCGAGGAUCUUCAAGUGGAUAUGAAAGAUUUGGAAAAGAUGAAUGACUUGGGAGUUGCAACAGUAUUAAACGGAGAAGUGAUUUUUUUGCAUCAGACGUUUGCUGAAUUCCUCGCCAUACAGCAAUUUGUGAAAGAGGUUGAGGUUUUAGACACGGCUUUGUUCGAACAGAACAACUUGUCUCAAUGUAGGAAGUUCUUGGAUUAUUUCUAUCCAACGUUGAAGAAAAGGGAGGAAAUAAACGAGCACCGUAAAGCUCUUUUGACCACGGCUAAAUCUGUCGAUCCAAAUAUCUUUAUGAUGCAAAUAGCUGAAGAAAAUCUGCGACAUAUUUUCGAAAUAGUCAAGACACACAUUUCAUUCAGUGAGGAGCUGCGAGCUCCAAUUCGCAUGAAACCCUUUCCCGCAUUGUUUAUUAGAGCGAUUGGAAGUGAACAAAUUGUCACUGAACUGGUGGGAAUGGGCGUAAUCGAUUUCACAACCUUGACCCAAAUUUUGCCUGAAGUGCUGAGAGAGAUUGAGGAGUAUAACGCAACCAAGUUGUUUGAAAAGCUUAUCUCAAACUUUCCACUUUUGUUGAAUGAAAUUGAUGGAAAUCAAACACAUCUAUCCCUACACUGCAACAUCAAAUUGGGAUUCACAGCGGCUCAACGAGGUUAUGGUGAACUGUUACACUUGCUCAUACUCCAUGGAAUUUGUUCGAUUGAUGACUUUGAUGAGAAUGAGAGUAUAUUCUACAGAGCAUGCAAACAUGGCAGUGUCACGUGUGUCGAUGUUCUGCUAAAGCACGGGGCUAAAAAAGUUGUUUGCGGAGAGACUUCGUAUGACCCUUUGACUCUGGCUGUGGAGUACGGGCACUUGGACCUUGUCAAAUGUCUUUUGGAGGACAAAAUUAGUGGAUACAAACGGGACAAUGUAACGUUCGUAAUUGAGGGGAGCACGGAAAUGUGGAAUCCUUUCCAAUAUGCCAUAAUCUACGGACGCAGAGAUGUUGCCGCGUAUUUGCUUUCAAAAAGCCCAACCCUAAAAGACGUCAAAACGAAAGAUGGAAUGAGUCCCCUACAGUUGGCAGUAGUUCUGAGAAAAGGAAAAAUGUUUGUAUGGCUUGCCAAAGAAGCCAGCGCUGACUACAGCUUUUUAAUGCCAACUAAAGAACAAAUGUACAUGAUGGAAUACGAUUGUUCAAAUUACGAACACUUCCUGAUGCUGGAAGGUGACGUCACUAAGAAGGACAAUAAAGGGAAGACAGUUCUCCACUACGCUGCCCAGUACGGGUAUACUGAACUGGUCUUGAAAUAUAUCGAACUUGGUGCCGAAAUAGGAGCAAAAGAUAAAAACGGAUGGAACGCUCAGCACUUUGCUUGCCACGGGAAAAGAAGCAUUGAAACGAUUGAACUCUUGCACAGCAAAAACCCUCUCCUGCUGAAAGAAAGGACGAAAACAGGUCAAACAACGCUGCACAUCCUAGUUGAAAAUUGUAGCAAAUUUUCUUUUGGGUCUGCCAUCGAGAAUGCUCUUGGAGUUGCACGAUUUCUGAUUGAAGAAGGUGAAGUGAACAUGAAUGCCUCGGACAAUCGAAAAAUCACAGCUUCCAGAAUCGCUCACGUCAAAGGAUUGGACAAAAUAUUGAUAUCAUAUUUAGCAACAGGAUACUAUGACCCAUUUUUGGAAGAUGAGCAGCGGGAGAAGCCGAAACUGCAUUUUGCAACAAAUCCAGGGGACUUGGAAGCGUUGCAAAAGUGGAUUGAGUUGGGUGGAGACCUGGACAUGAGAGACGAGUUAGGACGGACGGCACUGCAUUUGGUCACAGAAGGAGGAAAACUUGAGUUUCUGCACAAGAAGAGAAUUGACUUUGAAGAUGGCUUCGAAGCCACAGAUAAGAACAGAGGAACCGCACUUCUCCGCGAAUGUCGCAGCAGAAACUGGAGCAUGGUCGAAAAGUAUCUGACGAUUAAUGUGGACCUCAACAAGAAAGACCGAGAAGGAAAAACUGCUCUUCACCACGCUGUAUAUUCAGAAAAACUAGAUUUGGUGCAGAAAUUGGUAGGACUCGGCGCUGAUGUAAAUUGCUCGGAUAGAAAUGGUUCAACCUCUUUACUUUACGCGACUUACAGGAAUAAUUUGGAUUUGGUCCAAUUGCUUGCUUUGAGCGGUGCACAGACCAAUUUGGAAAACAACUAUGGAUCAACUGCUCUGCACCUAGCCGUGCAAAAGAACAAUCAAGAGUUGUUACAAAAAUUGUGUGAACUUGGUGCAGACGUCAAUUUUAAAAAUAGAUAUGGAAUAACCGCUCUGCACCUCGCAGUAGGCCAAAAUAAUCUAUGUUUGGUGCAAAAACUGCUCAAACUCGGGGCAAACGCACAUUUGAAAAAUAAUUACGGAGGGACUCCUUUCCGAAUUGCUGUCGAAAAUAUCAAUUCAGAAUUAGUACUCAGGCAAUUCAACUACUGUGGUAUAAACCGAACACGACCAAGGAAUACUUCAUUAGUUUUGAUUCAAAAUCUGCUCGAUCACUGCUCUGACAUUAAUUCAAAUAUUAAAGGGAGUUGGAGUGCUUUACACAUCGCUGUGAGAAACAACAAUUUUGAAUUGGUACAAACGUUGUUUUACCACGGCGCUGACGUAAAUGUCACCACCAAAAGAGGUUUCACAGCUCUGCACUUUGCUGUUAAAAUGGGACACUCAGACAUGACUCAAAAGCUUCUUGAAUGUAGCGCCAACGUGAAUGUACAAAACCGUCGUGGAUGGACUGCCCUGCACGUGGCUGCCAGGGACGAAAAUUGUGAAUUGGUGCAAAAACUUCUUGAUUAUAAGGCUCAGAUAAAUUUAAGAUCCGAGAAAGGGUUUACAGCUCUGCACCAUGCUGUUAGAAAAGGCAGCCCUGGUGUAGUACGAAAGCUGUUAAAGCACGGCGCUGACGUUAACAUAAAGAACAAUGAUGGGCACUCCAAUAUGAUAAUAGCCGCAGGAAAAAUGUAUCAACUAGAAGUGAUGCAAAAACUGAUUGAUCACGGUGCCGAAAUAAACUUUAGAAGCGUCCGACACGGGCAGUGCGCCUUGCACUUAAGCGCAUCAACAGGCAAACUUGAAUUUGUUCUAAAACUUCUGGACAACGGUGCUGACGUCGAUUUGAGAAGCAAAAAAGGAUGGUCCGCUUUGCAUGUAGCCGCAGAUAAAAACCAUCCAGAAAUAAUGCGAACACUGCUUCAACGCGGUGCCAAUGUAAAUUCACAAACAAAUGUUGGAAAUACUGCCUUGCAUCUCGCUGUGAAAAAGGGAAAUUUGGAAUGCGUUCAAAUUCUAAUCGACAGUGGCGCUAACGUUCAUUUACAAGACAAAAAAGGUAUGUACGCUCUGCACUUUGCUGUGAGUGAGAAUCAUUUACAAUUGGUUCAAAUGCUGCUCGAGCAAGGCGGAAAACCAACUGCAAAAAAUAACUUCGGCGAAAAUUUAUUUCACCGCGCUGUCAAGUAUAAUAACUUGAAAAUGGCUUUAAUGUUGCACGAAAAAGACCAAAAUUUGGUCAAACAAGUGAACAGAGACGGGGAAACUUCCUUGCACCUGGCAAUUGAGCACUUUGAUGUUUCAACUGCUGAUUCACUUGAAUUGAUUCUUUUCCUUGUUGAAAAAGUAGAAGUUGAUGUAAAUAUGACCCAAAUUUCGGGUCGGAAUGCCUUAAUAUAUGCGUGCAAAUACAAGAAAUGGCCAGUUGUCGAUUAUCUGCUAACCAAGAACGUGGACGUAAACAAGGUUGAUCGGAAAGGAAAAACAGCCAUUCAUUAUGCUGUUUUAUCGGGAGAAAUGAAAAUGGUGCAAAAACUUGUCAAACAUGGCGCCGAUUUGUCAGGGAAGAUGAUUGAAAAUGGAUAUAAUCUCGUGCACAUUGCCGCAAGACAUAAAAAUUCAAAAAUAGUUUCGUUCCUACAUGGAAAAAAUCAGGAGUUGGUGAAUCAAGUAACCAAUGAAAGAAGCGAGAGAAGUACCCCUUUACAUAUAGCAACCAGGCACUCAUCAGUUGAAGUGGUUCGCUGGCUCCUCGAGAAUAUUAAAGUUGAUGUGAAUGCAGUCGACCGCUCAGGUUCAACUGUAUUUAUGCUUGCUUGCAAAUAUUAUAAAUUGCAAAUUAUAAAUUUGCUACUGGCUAAAAACGUAGAUGUUAAUAAAAGAAAACUAAACGGGAAACACGCUCUGCACUAUGCCGCAGCAUCAGGCAAUUUGGAUUUGGUUGAAACGCUACUCAGACAAGGCGCCGAACCAUCUUUGAAGUGCAAUAAAGGAAUGAAUUCGAUUCACUAUGCCAUAAAACAUGUUAACGUAGUGUUCCAUCUUCACGAAUUAAAUGUUGGGCUAGUGAAGGAAGUAAUAAAUAACGGAAACACUUGUUUACACCUUGCUUUCGGUAAAGAUACAUAUUCCUUUGAAGUUGUUAAAUGGCUUGUAGAAGAAAUGCAGCUUGACGUGAACUCCACUAAUUUGAAAGGUGUAACGCCAUUUAUGAUUGCUUGUGAAAAUAAUUGUAGCGAAGCCAUCCAGCUUCUGUUGAGCAAAGGUGUAGAGGUCAACAAAACAGAUCAAGAUGGAAGGACUGCCUUACACUACGCUGUCAAAUCAGGUUGUGUUGAUUUGGUGCAAAAGCUUCUCGAUCACUGCGCUGAUUUGACAGUUAAGGAUAACUCCAGUAAAACCGUUCUUCAUUACGGCUUCAGCAACAUUGAAAUGACAUUGUUCCUUCAUCAGAAAAACGGAAAAUUGGUCAAAGAAAAGUCGAAAUCAUCAUACACUGCUUUGAUUUUUGCGUGUUCGCAAAAAAAGGUAGAUGAGAAGGUGAUACGUUGGCUUAUUGAGGACGCCGGAAUAAACUUGGACGCAUUAACCAGUUCUGGUGACUCAGCGCUCCUUAAGGCAUGCGAGUAUAAGAAAUGGGAUGUCGUUGAAAUUCUGUUGACCAAAAAUGUGGACAUCAGUAUUAAAAAUUCUGGUGGCAAAUCCGCUUUACACUACGCAGCUGAGUCAGGAAAAUUAGAAAUUGUGCAAACGCUGCUCGAACGCGGCGCUGAUUGGACGGUGAAGGACAGCGAAGGGAAGAAUGUCCUACACAAUGCCCUGGAACAUAUCGACGUCGUUUUCAUCCUUCACGACUUACACGAAGAAUUAGUGAAAGAAUUAACAGAAGAUAAAAGCAACAGUUUGCACCUUGCGAUCGCAAAAAAAGAAUAUUCGUUUGAAGUGAUCCACUGGCUUGUUGAGGAAAUUAAUUUCGAUGUUGACAGUACAAACGAGAAAGGCGAAACUGCACUUUUGAUUGCCAGCAUGAAGAACAGACUAGACGUCGUCCACUUUCUCUUGGAUAAGAACGCAGAUGUCAGCAAACGAAACCAAAAAGGCCAAACUGCUCUACACCACGCGGUUCAAUCAGGAAGCUUAGAAUUGGUCAGGAGUCUACUCGAUCACGGCGCCGACGUAAAAUCAAAAGACAACGAUGGUAGGAACGUCCUUCAUUUUGGUUUGACAAACAUGGAAAUGGUUUUGUUCCUCAAAGAGAAAAACGGUAAAUUAGCAAGGGAUGUUGACAACCUUGGAAACACCUCGUUGAUCGUGGCGGUCGAUCGUAAUAAAAAUGUUAACGAGAAAGUGAUUUCUUGGCUCAUUGCCGAGGAACUAGAAAUUAACUUGAACGCAUUAAACUCAAAUGGCGAAUCAGCCUUUCUCAUUGCAUGCAAGCGUAAGAAUUGGAAUGUCGUCGACCUCAUGUUGACCAAAGACGUGGCCGUCAACGCAAAAGACCCCGAGGGAAAAACCGCUCUGCACUACGCAGCUGGGUCAGGAAAAUUAGAAAUCGUGAAAACGCUGCUAGAGCGCGGUGCCGAAUUGAAUUUAAAAGACAGCAGCGGAUUCAAUGUGCUGCAUUUUGCCCUCGGUCAUAUCGAAACAGUUUCGUUCCUUCACAAUUUGAACAAUGAGCUUGUGAAAGAUAUUUCUAAAGACAAAAACUCCAGUUUGCACUUGGCAAUUACUCGCGGCUCAAUGGAAGUGAUCAAUUGGCUCCUCGAUGAAAUCAAAGUUGAUUUAAAUGAAAGUAACGAAAGUGGCGAAACCCCUCUUUUGGUUGCGUGUCGGAAUGAAAAUUGGGCAGUGGUUGACCUUUUGCUGGACAAAAAUGCAAUCGUCAGCAAACAGGACCGAGAAGGAAACACGGCUUUACAAUAUGCCACGAAUUUCAAGCGUUCGGAAUUGGUGCGAAGGCUGGAACUACUGAACCAGACGACACAGUUAGACAUAAUGGAAACUUUAAAAUAGUAUUUUUUAAGUCGGUUUAAAACAAGUUAAUUUUGCAUGCUUAAUCUAAGUUAAGAAUUAAGUCUUUAAUAUUUUCCUAAUUUUCUUCCAUAAAAUAUGUUGUAAAAAUCUGCGUAGUUAUAAAUUUACCCCUCCAUUCGCUUCACGGCAUGAGGUCUCUUUGUUCGUUUUACAAAUAACAAAAAAUUCAAGCUGCAAUUUAUUUAACGAGCGCUGUUUUUGUUUGGCCCCGCUCGUGGCUGAGUAGAAUAUGCUUUUGAGGACCAUUAGCCAUCACUCAUUAGCUUGAAACACCCGCAGCGCUUGUAAUUAAAUUGUGAUUAAUGCAGAGGGUGAGCGUGAUAGCAGAAAAGCGCCAUAAAAAGUGACAUUUCCCCACGGGCUCGAAAUUAGUGUACUACCAGAUAUGCAGAUUUCAUGAGGCACAAUUAGAGAAGACGUGUAUAUAUUUGUAAAAUAUAUUGUUCUUUGAAUAAAUUUAUGU